AUGCCUUCAUUGAUGCGUUACCUCUUUAUAGUUUCUGUCUCUUGUGUAAUCAUUUUUAUCGUGUUCUAUGUGUUCAAUUUUGGGGGCGAGCAAGGCUUCCAGAGGCUAAAUAACUCGGACACUUUGAUGCUGAGUCAAGUCUGCAUAUCCUUUACCAGUGGCAAAACACCUUUCCUCUGGAGAAACAAACUCAUGAUCUAUGAGACGUCUUCUUGCAAGGAAUACCUGGCUCAAAGCCACUACAUCACGGCACCGUUAUCUAAAGAAGAAGCUGAAUUUCCUUUGGCGUAUAUCAUGGUCAUCCAUCACAAUUUUGACACCUUUGCAAGGCUCUUCAGAGCUAUUUACAUGCCUCAGAAUAUCUACUGUGUUCACGUGGAUGAGAAAGCGACAGUUGAAUUUAAAGAUGCAGUGGAGCAAUUACUGAGCUGCUUCCCGAAUGCUUUUCUGGCUUCCAAGAUGGAACCCGUGGUGUAUGGUGGGAUUUCCAGGCUCCAGGCUGACCUGCACUGCAUCAAAGAUCUUGCAGCCUUGGAGGUUCCGUGGAAAUACGCCAUCAACACCUGUGGGCAAGAUUUCCCCCUGAAAACCAACAGGGAGAUAGUUCAGUAUCUGAAAGGAUUUAAAGGGAAAAACAUCACACCAGGGGUGCUGCCUCCAGCUCACGCAAUUGGACGGACUAAAUAUGUCCACCGAGAGCACCUGGGCAAAGAGCUUUCCUAUAUGAUAAGAACCCCAGCACUGAAACCGCCUCCUCCCCACAAUCUCACCAUUUACUUUGGUUCUGCCUACGUUGCCCUGUCAAGAGAGUUCACCAACUUUGUUCUCCAUGACCCACGGGCUCUUGACUUGCUCCAGUGGUCCAAAGACACCUUCAGCCCGGAUGAACAUUUCUGGGUGACGCUUAAUAGGAUUCCAGGUAUGUGGGAUUUCCUAUUUCACGUGAAGGCAACGUGCCAUACUUGA
Messenger RNA from Lipotes vexillifer (Yangtze River dolphin), 966 nucleotides. RefSeq names its product N-acetyllactosaminide beta-1,6-N-acetylglucosaminyl-transferase, isoform B-like. Gene Ontology annotation, molecular function: acetylglucosaminyltransferase activity. Gene Ontology annotation, biological process: transforming growth factor beta receptor signaling pathway. Gene Ontology annotation, cellular component: membrane. NCBI's taxonomy places the organism in Eukaryota, Metazoa, Chordata, Mammalia, Artiodactyla, Lipotidae. The record is from RefSeq and is a predicted model, not a curated record. The transcript has a single exon. Bases 1 to 966 code for a protein of 321 amino acids.